AUGGCAGACUUUGACCUCAACUCAACAUUCAUCCCUGCUCUUCAUAAACCUUCGGCCUUACUACCCAUCGCCAAGCAUCACGAUAGCUUACUCUACCUCAUCGAGAAAAACCCGGUAACAAUCGUUGUUGGGCACACAGGUUCCGGUAAAACCACACAAAUACCGCAGUUCCUCGAGCACGCGGGAUGGUGCUCUGACGGUAAGAUAGUUGGUGUUACUCAGCCCAGAAGAGUAGCUGCUACAACAGUUGCAAUCAGAGUAGCCGAGGAGUAUGGCUGUGAGUUGGGAAAGGAGGUGGGCUACUCGAUUAGAUUCGAAGAUGUGACAUCUGCUGCAACUCGAAUUAAAUUCUUAACAGAUGGGUUACUUAUUCGAGAAGCUCUGGUCGACCCGCUGUUGUCGCGUUACUCCGUCAUCAUGGUUGAUGAAGCCCAUGAGAGGUCUAUAAGCACGGAUAUUCUUCUUGGUCUUCUUAAGAAGAUACGGAAGCGAAGACCAGAACUACGCAUUAUUAUUAGUAGCGCUACUCUUCAAGCGGAAGAUUUUCUCAACUUCUUCUCCCAGCAGUCUGAUAACCAAGGACCUUCCGACGGCGAAAAGAGUGAGAUAGGUUCAAUAAUUAGUCUUGAAGGUAGGAUGUAUCCUGUAGAUGUUCUCUAUUUAGAGUCACCGGCGGAAGACUACGUUGAAAAGGCGAUAUCUACGAUUUUCGACAUUCAUACUAAAGAACCAGAUGGCGAUAUUCUUGUCUUUAUGACCGGUCGCGAAGAGAUCGAUACUGUUGUCCAAGCCAUUGCGGAACGAGCAGCCCAACUUCCGCCAGCCGCUCAAUCAAUAUCUGCUCUUCCAUUAUAUGCGGGGUUAUCAACAGAGCAACAAAUGCUAGUAUUUGAUAGUCCGCCUGAGAACACAAGAAAGGUCAUAAUCUCGACUAAUAUCGCGGAAGCAUCCGUCACAAUCGACGGUAUUCUCUAUGUCAUUGAUUCGGGUUUCGUCAAGCUAAGAGCCUUCGAUCCUAAGACUGGCAUUGAGUCUUUAACAGCAACACCUGUUUCAAAGGCGGCGGCGCAACAGCGUGCGGGAAGGGCUGGACGCACGAAGCCAGGAAAAUGUUUUCGGCUUUACACCGAAAAGGCUUUUCAGGCCUUACCUGAUGCGAACAUCCCGGAAAUACAAAGGUCUAACCUUGCACCAUUUAUCUUGCAACUGAAGGCGCUUGGUAUUGAUAACGUCGUACGCUUCGACUAUCUAACCCCACCACCAGCGGAACUUAUGGCCAAAGCAACAGAACUGCUCUUUACCCUAGGUGCCCUGGAUGAGUACGCUAAGCUUACAAAACCGCUGGGUAUGCGGAUGGCGGAGCUUGCGGUGGAGCCUAUGAUGGCGAAAACCCUAUUAACAGCCUCAUCAUUUGACUGCCUUAGCGAAAUACUUACAAUCGCGGCGAUGACAACCCUUAGUAAUUCUAUAUGGGUUCAGAGAGAAGGGGAAAAGAAGCUGACAGAGUCUUCGCGACGCAAAUUCGCUGCGGAAGAAGGCGAUCACUUGACGCUUCUAAAUGUCUACCAAGCAUUUGUAACCAAGGGCAAGAAAGAGUCGAAGUUUUGUCACGAAAAUCAUCUCAAUUUUAAAGCUAUGACCCGCGCCGUAAGCAUCAGAGCGCAACUGAAACGCUACCUGGAACGGUUUGGAAUAGCAGUAGACGAGAGCCUCAAGACAUCAGCAGUAAAUAAAGGAGAGCAGAUUCGACGAUGUCUCACGACGGGAUAUUUUGCCCACGCAGCUAGAAUGCAACCCGAUGGAAGCUUCCGCAAUAUUGAAGGUGGAACGACACUCUAUGCGCACCCUAGCUCUUUAAUGUUCAAUCGCAAAGCUGAUUGGGUAAUUUUCCACGAGGUUAUGGAAACCGGCAGCAAGAUAUUCAUUCGCGAUAUUAGCAAAAUUGAGAAGGAGUGGCUUCUAGAGUAUGCGUCAGGAUACUACCAAGUUAAGUCAUAA
This is a messenger RNA of Daldinia childiae, 1998 nucleotides long. Its product is annotated as putative ATP-dependent RNA helicase DHX35. Bases 1 to 1998 code for a protein of 665 amino acids. The record is from RefSeq and is a predicted model, not a curated record. The transcript is spliced from 2 exons. Lineage: Eukaryota; Fungi; Ascomycota; Sordariomycetes; Xylariales; Hypoxylaceae. Gene Ontology annotation, cellular component: catalytic step 2 spliceosome; intracellular anatomical structure. Gene Ontology annotation, molecular function: ATP binding; RNA binding.